Triticum dicoccoides is the source of this 3608-nucleotide messenger RNA. Its product is annotated as disease resistance protein Pik-2-like. Gene Ontology annotation, biological process: defense response to other organism. Lineage: Eukaryota; Viridiplantae; Streptophyta; Magnoliopsida; Poales; Poaceae. The record is from RefSeq and is a predicted model, not a curated record. The transcript is spliced from 3 exons. Gene Ontology annotation, molecular function: ADP binding. Bases 1 to 3519 code for a protein of 1172 amino acids.
AUGGCGGAGCUAUUGGUGCUGGGUUUGGCCAAGACAGUGGUGCAGGCGGCGCUUAGCAAGGUGAAGGCGGCGGUCGAAGAGGAGAAGGAGCUGCGUGCGAAUGCACGGGGAAAUAUGGUGCUCAUCACAUUGGAGUUCGAGAUGAUCCACUCUUUCCUUGACGUCGCCACUGAAGAGCGCGUCAAGAACAAUCUGGUGAAGACCUGGGUGAGGCAGGUCCGCGAGCUCGCCUACGACCUCGAGGACUGCAUCGAGUUUGUUGUUCACCUCGACAACAAACCCACCUGGUGUUUUAGAUUAUUCCCCUGCUGGCCUUCAUCGGCACUGCAUCUGGACAUGGCGGUCGCGGAGCUACAGCAGAUGAGAACCAGGGCUGAGGAGUUGGGCAAGAGCUACUUGCGCUACAGCCACAUCAUGGACUCUGACCCCAAGCUGUUUAAGUUGCAACAACACGUUACAUCCGGCGACGCUGCCGGCGCAGUAGCACUCAACAUGCUACUCACGGCAAGGGGUGCCAUGAAAAGGCAACCAUGCUUUCGGGAUCUCGCUCAGUUGAUCACCAAGAAAGACGUCCAAGAGCUUCGAGUUAUUUCAGUGUGGGAGACGGUCGACGGCGACCUUGGUACCACAUCCAUCAUCAGGAAGGUAUACAAUGACACGUCGUUCAUUGCAUACUUCACCUGUCGUGCAUGGGUGAAGAUCACACAUCCUUUCAAUUCCCGAGACUUCAUCCGGAGCAUCAUGGCUCAGUUCUAUGAAAACUCUUGCAAAGAUUCAACCAUGGUAGGGACGCAUGUCCUAAUUAAGAUGGACGCCGCCACCAAUGAAGAUCUCGUCAAGGAGUUUAAGCAGCUCGUCACGGAGAAGAGGUAUCUUAUAGUAUUGGAAGGCUUUUCAAAUAUGCUAGAGUGGGACGCUAUCAGGACAUUUCUUCCUGACAUGAAGAAUGGUAGCUGGAUCAUCGUAUCCACGCAGCGCUUCGAGAUAGCGAGCUUGUGCAUUGGGCAUUCUUAUCAGCUAACGGAGCUGAAGCAGUUCUCGCCUGAGCACUCUGUCUGUGCUCUCUUCAAGGAGGGUUGUCAAGGCGAUGGAGAUAGAGGCAACGAACCAGUGAUGUUUGAACUGGGCCAACGUUCCGCCUACAAAAGGAGCCCAUCUACAAAAGAAGUAGCCCAUGACUGGGUGACGAAGUAUCCCCUUGUUGGACGCGAUUCAGAAGUUAAGUACCUCCGUCAAUAUAUAAUACGCGCGCGUAUAGAAGGGACAAUAAUUUCUGUGUGGGGGAUCACUGGUAUCGGGAAAUCAGCUCUUGUCAGAUACACAUUCUGUAAUAUGAUAAUAACUACCAGUCGCCUAUUUGAAAAGUAUGUCUGGGUGGAUGCAUCACAUCCCUUCAGUUUAUCUGAGUUCUGUCGGAGCAUACUCUCGGAAUUUCACUCAGAAAAGGACCCCAUUGAAAAGUGCCGUGAAAUUCUUCAAAAUCAACGGUGCCUACUUGUCAUCGAUGAUCUCCAGUCAAAGGAAGAAUGGGAUAUUAUACAUACGGACUUAUUAUCUGCAAAGGGGACUAAAAGUGUCGUCGUCGUUAUUACAACGGAACGAAGCAUCGCCACAUAUUGUAGUGCAUCUCGCGGAGAUGCGUUGAGUGUCAAAGGUCUAAAAUCUGAUGCCUCCUUUGAUCUCUUCCAAAUGCAGGUACAGAGGGCGAAACCAUCAUUCACAAGCAACCACUUGAUUGGAGAUCUAGAAGACUUUGUUCCCAGGUGUGGGGGUCUUCCCAAAGUAAUUGUUGCUAUAGCAGACGUAUUGGCCAGACAUACCAGAAUAGUGGAUAAUUUACGGUCUUUGGAACAGAGAUUUAUUGUCGACCUGGAGACCAAACCGGAGUAUGAUAAUCUACAGGGUCUAUUUGAUUCGAUAAGUUCGUACUUCCGUACUUGUCAAGAUUCACUAAAGCCAUGUAUCAUCUACUUGACAAUUUUUCCUCGGCAUCACAUCAUUCGACGGAGGCGCAUAGUAAGGCGGUGGGCUGCAGAGGGUUACUUGAUGGACAGCCAUGAAGAAACUGCCGAUGAAAUCGGUGAGAUGUACUUCUCCAAACUCCUAGAUGUGAGCAUAAUUCAGGAGCCAGAAGGAAAACUUGCCACUGCCGAACCAGGUGACACAAGGAGCGUUUUGUGCGAGGUCAAUGGUUUCUUCCACGAGUACAUCAUGUCACGACGAUUGGAAGAAAAUUUUGUGUUUGAACUGCUGGGCAAUUGUGCCCUAACCAACAGGCGGACAGGGCGUCACCUUGUCAUACGGGUUUCUUGGGAUAGAAACAAAGAUGUGUUCAAGAGCAUUGACUUCUCGCGGCUACGGUCACUGACAGUGCUUGGUGAGUGGAAAUCAUUCUUCAUCUCGGACGGAAUGAAGCUUCUCCGGGUGCUUGAUCUGGAGGAUGCACGAGGAGUAAGAGAUGAUGAUCUUGAGAAGAUGAUGAAAUGGCUGCAUCGCCUCAAAUUCCUCUCACUGCGAGGACAGCGUGAGAUCCACCAUCUACCAAGUUCACUGGGUUAUCUCAGGCAACUAGAGACUCUGGAUGUCAGAUACACCUCAAUAGCCACCUUGCCAGGAAGCAUCACCAAGUUACAAAAGCUACAGUACAUACGUGCUGGCAGCACAACCAACAGUAACCCAGCUGCAUCAGCACCACCUACUUCAUCCAGCAGUCGGUUCUGUACAUCUCGUCGUCACAUGGUUGGUGUUGAAGUGCCUAGAGGGCUUGGAGAACUCACAGGGUUGCAUACACUCGGUGUCAUCAAUGUCGGUGCUUCACGGGGGAAGGCCGUCCUGGAAGAGCUCAAGAAGCUCACACAGUUGCGCAAGCUUGGAAUGUCUGGCAUCAGCAGGAAGAACAAGGAGUUCUUAUCUCUAAUGGAGGGUCACGGCCAUCUCAAAUCGUUAUCAGUGCAUCUCGACCAAGACAAUAAGGGUUGCUUGGAUGACAUCUCCCUGCCUUGGAAGAACCUAAAGAGUCUUAAACUGUAUGGCCUUGCUGAUAGGCUGCCACUUUCAAGCAAUCCAGAUCAGUAUGUCAAGCUCAGAAAGUUGACUCUGGAGAUGGACACUUUAAAGAAAAAUGACAUAGAGUUCCUUUCCGUGCUAUCAGAACUAUGUAUUCUACGCCUUCGAGUCAAACAGCUUCAGGAUGGUAAGCUCCAUUUUCAUGUCGAGAUGUAUGGAAUUGAGUUGUCAAGCUUCCAAAAGGUGAAGAUCCUCGAGAUUGCUUGCAGCUCCAGCGAGUUACAUGUUUCAUUUGGAUCAAAAUCGAUGAAGAAUCUUGAGCUGCUCGAAAUUGACUACUCCAGUGGUACAUCAUAUCAGCUUGCCGGCCUGAAUAAUCUGUCUGAACUCAAGCAAGUCUUGCUCAAGGGCACCGAUGAUGAAGCAUUCAGGAGAGAGUUCGCGAGCCAUCUUGCCAGUCAUCCAAGGCAACCUGUCGUGAAGCUGGAGGAACAACUACUGCGCUCGUCCUGAAGGGUCGACGACAUUGUCUCUGUUUAUUUCCCUUCAUUUUCUUUUGCCUACCACUAGCUCGAUCUAGCCUUUGCAAUCCCUGGUUUGUU